UGUGCCACCCAGUAAAUAACUCACUCUCGCGAGGCUGGGAUAACUGCACUGAGAUGAGAAACAUUGCUUAGGGGGCUGGGGCGACUGCCCUGCAGCAGCCUGGAAAUGGAAAUUUGGCGGGAACUGGGGUCCUGAGGAGGAUUCCAAGACAUGCUUUGAGGAGAUUUGGCACGGAAAUGCGAUUUUCUAUUGCAGCAGACCAUGCUACGAAUUAAAGACCCUAAGAAGUCAUUAGAUUUUUAUACAAGAAUUCUUGGAAUGACGCUACUUCAAAAAUUAGAUUUUCCCACUAUGAAAUUUUCACUCUAUUUCUUGGCUUAUGAGGAUAAAAAUGACAUCCCCAAAGAUAAAGAUGAAAAAACAGCAUGGGUAUUCUCCAGAAAAGCUACACUUGAGCUGACACACAAUUGGGGUACUGAAGAUGAUGCAACUCAGAAUUACCACAAUGGCAAUUCAGACCCUCGAGGAUUUGGUCACAUUGGAAUUGCUGUUCCUGAUGUACAUGGUGCUUGUAAAAGAUUUGAAGAACUGGGAAUCAAAUUUGUAAAGAAACCUGAUGAUGGUAAAAUGAAAGGCCUGGCAUUUAUUCAAGAUCCUGAUGGCUACUGGAUUGAAAUUUUGAAUCCUAACACAAUGAUAACUAUUAUUUAGUUCUAUGAGACUACGUCUUUGUGAUUUCAAUGAAGACAUUGUAGAGGACAAAAAGGAAACAAUGUGGUUCAAGGUAGUUAUGUAACAAAAGCAUUGAGGACUAAUGGAUCAUUGUCCUAGUUCAAAUUAUUCUUAAGUUCAUUUCUUUUUCCUACUUCACCUAACUGUUCAGUAAUUCUGGUUUUAAAAUAGUGCUUUUAUCUUAUGCCCUUGAAUGUAAUUCUUUAACUUUACUUUUGAAGUAAUAAUUAGAACAGUUCCCUUCAGACACUGCAUUGGCCUUCAUCUGUCUUCUAAAUAAGACAUUUUUUAAGCCUUUCUUUGAAUCAUCAUUUUCAAAAAAACAUUUAACAUGUUUUUGUUGUGGAUAUCUUCUGGGGUUUCAUUCCUCAGAAAUAACUUUUCCCAAUGAAAAGUAAGGAAAACACUGAACAAAAAUGAAACCUCAUGUGUACUUCAAACAGUAUAAAGAAUUGUGUUACAAAAGAAAAGUUCCUCUUGGGAGCAAUUGAGAACCAUGCUGACAAGGAUGCUGAUAGAAAAACCAAUUUCUGUUCAUUUAUAAAGUACUUCCAAAGUUCAAGAACUAACUUCAUUUUUUUAGGAUGGAGAGGAGGAGGAAGGGGAUAUUGUUUACUGGAUACCCAGACACUGGACUUGGCUGUCACAUGCUUUAUCUCAUUUAAUCCUUACAACUAUCCUAUGAAAAAGGCUAAACAUAUAAAAUAACUUUAAUAAAUUGAAGACAAUAUAAAUAGGCUGAAGUCCUCAAGAUCUCAUCAUCAUGUUUAGUAUUUAGAUUGUGUCUCAAAUAUUAGUACCUCACAAUACCUCCUUUGCUAAUUUCCUGUAAAAUCCUUGGACAAGUUUGAACAUCAUCCUCUCAGCUCUCAGGCCUGAUUACCACAGUGAGGAGUAAGCAAUGGAGGAGGUCUUUAGCACAUAACUCCCCUGGGGACAGCCAGGUGACUCCUGCACAGGUGGUACUUAACAUUACUCCUGAAGAGUCUCUAUCCCAAGGUCUGCAUUAUGCCAUUAACCAUUUAUUAUCAAUUAUAUUCAGUGAUAACGUAAUAGUUAUCAGAAGUCAGCUAAAUGAUCUUCCCUGCUGUGACUCAUAUUUGGUUUUAAAAAUCAAAGUGAUUUUGAAAAUCUCUUAUGGUCUUAAGAAUAAAAACAUCUAGUUCAUGGUUUAACUACAUUUCAAUUUUUUGCAAACUUUAAUGAAAGAUCUUUGGAUAGGCCUUGCCAACUGUGCUAGCACUGCUAGAAGCUCUUUACAUUUCCUUUUUAGAUGGAUUGGAUUUAUGUGACCAGUUCGAACAAAUACAGGUACUUAUGAAGUUAAAUAAAAUAAAAUUGUAAAUAAGUCUAUGUUUAAUUGCAAACUUCUGUCCAGCACAUUCUUUCUAAAAAAGGCUGCUCUCAGGGAGUACUACAAGGAUGUGAAAGGGCUUGCAUAUUCAUUCUGAACUGGGAAUAAUUUUAAUUCUGUACUGCCUAUAAAAAAGAUAAUUUCCGUGGAUAAAGAAGUAUAGAAGAAUGGGAAGAGGAAAGUAAAUAAGGAAUAAAGGAUUGUGGUAGAUAAUGGGCAGAAGGAAGAAAGGCUAAUUAUGAAAAGGUGAGUUGUAGGAACUGAAGAAAACCAAUUUCAUGUAUUGAGUACUAGAAUUAUCAAAAUGGGGGGGUGUAAUUAGAUUCAUAAAUUAUCAUAUAAACCUUAUUUCCAGCCUUCUCCCUUGCUUACUCCUUAAGUCCACUUGUAUACCUCAUGCAUUGAAAAAAAAAAAAAAAAAGAGAGAGAAUGUAUUGUAUUGCCAGGCCUUGCUAGGGAUUGGAAACCUUAUUUCCAAAUUAACUUACCUGACAAGUGGUGAUAUGAAAGGAUGAAAUAAAGCACCAAAAAUGUUUUCUCAUUCUUGUUUUUCAUUACUGGACAGCAGUACUGUGUCAUUUACUGUUAACAUAAAAUAAAUUGGCAGUCUCCCAUGAGUCCUACACAGCUAAGACUGGAACUCUUAACACCAGUUGUUUGAAUUAAGAGUUGAUGGCUGAGAGAAUCACUCAUGGCUUCCCUUAAUGGCAUUCUGACCAGAAUUUUACAGAGUGUAUAUAAAUACUCUUCUGUAACACAACUGUUUGUGCAGAGUAAGGAUCAGUAAAGAUACUUGCUGCUGGCAAUAAGAAAAAACUCUAUUUGAUGUAACAAGCACAUAAGUUGACUGGCUCUAGAAUAGGUUGAUGGAGCGUUCAGUAAUAACAAGAACCUCCAGAUUCUUUCCAUCUUUCUCAGCCUGUAAUCCUCAGCAUUUUCUUUGGCUAAUAAUACUAUGAUUACAGACACCUACCAUGAUUCCAAGUGUCACGCGUAGAUCUGCAAUGGCCAUUGAAAGAAAACCAUUUGUUCCUUGUGUGUCUCUUAAAUGAGGGGUAAAAAACUUUUCCCAAAGCUGUCUAGCAGACUUCCCCUCAUCUCUCCACCAGAAGUGGAUUAUUUGCCUGUUUAUAAUUGCUGGCAAAGGAAAUGGGACCGCUCUGACUGAGAUGGAUCAUAUUUUCUCAAGUUGCCUGCAUGUGGUUAAAUACUGGAUCAAAAUUGAGACUGCUAGAAUGGAGGAACAAAUAAGGUCUUUGGGGUAGGCAUAAACACACUGCAACAGGCAAAAUUAAAUAUCGAGAACCUAGUUGUUUCAGGGUGCCAUAAGAAAUAAGACAUUUCCUGCCCUCAAAGAGUAGAGCCAAGAUUGUGAUUCUCAACCAUAUCAGACCUAGCAACCCUUUAUAACUCUGUAAAAUCAUAUCCCUCCUCUCAAACUAUCUUAAAAUGAAAUACAUAUAUAAAUAACGUACAUAUAUACGUGAUUUCAUAAAGGCCCAAUGCCUUCAUUGUAAUGUAAAGGAGAAAUGAAAAAUAUGAAGUAAAGUACUAAGCAUUUCAAUAUGUAAGUGCCCUGGUGCUAUUAUACUAGAACAGAAAAAAUCAGGUGUUUACCCUUAAGAAUGGAGGAAGAAAAGAAUUGUGAGGAAAUGGCAUUAGUCCCUCUGCCAAAAUAAUUACUGAACUGGCAGGAAUGUUCUGAAUCAACUAUUUAAUAUUUCAUUUAUUUUAAAGAAAUGUGUGAAGUUACCUGGCCUGAACAUUUUGGUAAAGGACACAAUUGUGGCAGAGAAAUUCACAGGUGUCCCAGAGUAGUAGGCAAGUAAUAUUUAGCCAAGUAUAGCAUCAGUACUUUGGUAAGGUAAUGUUGAGUCAGAUUAAUCCAAUAAUCGGGGGGUGGGGAGUGGGGGGUAGAAAUUGGCUAAGAGGAUUUCUACUUUUAUGCAUUGAUCUGAAUCCUGUCAAUAUAGGCAAAGAUUAUAAAAGAUGUUUUAAAUGCCAGUACCUAGGACUGCUGAAACUGCAAUGAAAUAGGCAUUUUCAUAGACUUUAUCCAAACUGUCUACAUAUCAAUUUUGCAAUAAAUGUCAAGAAUCUUUAAAGACUAAAA
Molecule: messenger RNA, 4139 nt
Organism: Choloepus didactylus (southern two-toed sloth)
Lineage: Eukaryota; Metazoa; Chordata; Mammalia; Pilosa; Megalonychidae
Gene: GLO1
Product: glyoxalase I
Exons: 6
Coding region: 202-651 (149 amino acids)
Molecular function (GO): lactoylglutathione lyase activity; metal ion binding
Source: RefSeq, a predicted model, not a curated record